Molecule: messenger RNA, 3737 nt
Organism: Sinocyclocheilus grahami
Lineage: Eukaryota; Metazoa; Chordata; Actinopteri; Cypriniformes; Cyprinidae
Product: aggrecan core protein-like
Exons: 12
Coding region: 174-3608 (1144 amino acids)
Biological process (GO): glial cell differentiation; skeletal system development; positive regulation of neuroblast proliferation
Cellular component (GO): perineuronal net; synapse
Molecular function (GO): hyaluronic acid binding; calcium ion binding
Source: RefSeq, a predicted model, not a curated record
UUUCUUUCUGCUUCUCAAUCUUCUGCCAGAAGCGCCUCUGAACUUUACUGCACACGCGACGCUUUUAUUACGGGUUUGGAUUGAGAGAGGCGCGUGCCAUCAGAGAGCUGGAAAGCAUCUGCAAUCAAGGAAUAUAAGAGUUUCAGAGGGACACUCUAUCAUACAGGUGAACGAUGCUGUCCUUGCUUUUGCGGAGUAUGUGUUUCUGGGUCUUCUCAGCCACAGCGUCUUUUGAUUACGUUUACACUGAGCCUGAAAGCACACUGAGCGUCAGCAUACCCAACGAGCUUCCUCUCCAGCCUUUGAUGGGUGACACAUUAGUUCUGCCCUGCUACUUCCAGGACAACACAGUCAAUGACCCUGGUGCCCCCACCAUUGCCCCUUUGUCUCACCGGAUCAAAUGGAGUUUGGUCACCAAAGAAAAGACCACAAACAUUUUAGCGGCAUCUGAAGGAGUACUGGGUGCCAAGUUGGCCACCACAGGACAGCUGUACCUGGCAUGGAAGGAUGGUAUGGAUGUUUGUAAUGCAGGCUGGCUGGCAGACCGGAGCGUCCGCUACCCCAUCAACAUCGCCCGAUCGCAGUGUGGGGGUGGCCUGCUAGGAGUGCGUACCGUCUAUCUGUUUCCCAAUCAGACUGGCUACCCUCUCUCAGACUCCCGCUAUGAUGCAUUUUGCUACUCUGAAACGGCUGAGGAAGGUUCUGGCCUAUUGCCAUUCGUCAUAGAGACGACCACCAAAGCCGGCAGUGAUGUCCUGAGCGUGGACACAAUCACAGCACGCCCCCAGGUCUUUUUAAAGCCCACCUCCACAGGAAGUGAACUGCAGGGAAAAGUUGUAACAUACAAGCCAUCAGUGACCACUAGUGUCGAGUUCCCAUAUACUGCACUAAAUGUUUCCCAGCUGCCCCUUUCACCACCCCCCAGCUCUGUGGACACUGUGGAAGGGGUCACUGAUGGGACUGAUCUUGCCUCCGAUUUAUCCCGUUUGAAUGAAACCGAAGCUAUCAUGUCUACCACAGGGGUGGUCUUCCAUUAUCGUGCAAGCUCCGGUCGUUAUGCUUUUGACUUUUUCGAGGCUCAACUGGCAUGUCAGAGCAUCGGUGCAGUCAUUGCCAGUGCCCAGCAACUGCAGGCAGCCUAUGAGUCUGGUUACCAUCAAUGUGACGCUGGCUGGCUGUUAGAUCAGACUGUUAGGUAUCCCAUUGUGUCUCCACGUGAGAAAUGCUCUGGUGAUUUGGAGCAUGUUCCUGGUGUGAGGUCUUAUGGACUGCGUUCUGCUGAUGAACGCUAUGAUGUGUACUGCUAUGUGGACAAAUUACGGGGGGAAGUUUUCCAUGCAAGUUCAUUCGAGGGAUUUACUUAUGGUGAAGCAGUGGCUUACUGCCAGGGCAAGAAUGCCUCCCUGGCCUCCACAGGAGACCUGUAUGCCACUUGGAAGCAGGGCUUUGAUAAGUGCCGUGCUGGCUGGCUUCUUGACCGCAGUGUACGUUACUCCAUCAAUAACCCGCGGCAGCAGUGUGGUGGAGGGAAGGCUGGAAUUCACACAGUUUACAAGUUUCCCAACCAGACUGGCUCUCAUGACCUGCACUCCAAAUUUGAUGCAUACUGCAUCAAGGUGGAUCUGGAUCUGUCUCUGAAUGAAAGUGAAACAAACAUGACGGUGACAGAGGAAAAGAUAGUGAGCAUGACAUCCCUCCCUGCUCUUCUCAAACCUGAAGGAGCAACUCUUACUACUAUCCCUGCGGAACCCUCUGGAUCUGGCGCAUCUGGGGCCAGUGGCACUGAUGAUCAGUUGAGUAGUGGGAGCGGGGAUCAGCCAAGUGGGUCACCUGCUUCAAGUGGAGACUCUUCUGGGGCUAGUGGCACCGAUGAUCUGUUGAGCAGUGGGAGCGGGGAUCAGCCAAGUGGGUCACCUGCUUCAAGUGGAGACUCUUCUGGGGCCAGUGGCAUUGACAGUCUGUCGGGCAGUGGAAGCGGGGAUCAGCCGAGUGGGUCAUUUGUUUCAAGUGGAGACUCUUCUGGGGCCAGUGGCAAUGGCAAACUGUUGGACAGUGGGAGCGGGGAUCAGCCAAGUGGGUCAUUUGUGUCAAGUGGAGACUCCUCUGGGGCCAGUGGGAGUGGGGAUCUGCCAAGCGGGUCUUUAGGUUCUUCGGGAUCUGGCAGUGGCUUAGAUAUUCUAGUGACCUUUUCAGGAAGUGACUCAGUUUUAUCAGGUGUUGGAUCAGCUUCAGGAAGACCCGAGGAGGCUGGGGAGGCAGGCACACAGUUCCUGACCUUUCCCUUUGGCCAGGGCUCAGGCCUCUUCGGAUUGGACACCUCUGGAUCAGGAUCAGGAAGUGGGUCAGGGUAUAGCUCUGAAGAGAGUGGAUCUACCUCAGACUUUUCCAGCAGCUCAGGAGAAAGUGACGAGAGUGGAGACCUUUCUGGCAUAUUCUCAGGAUCAGGUUCUAGCAAGGAGUCCUCAGGAUUCAGCGGUUUCCCAUCAGGAAUUUUUCCCUCUGGAGGAUCCAGUGGCAUUUCAUUAAUUGAUGGCAGUGGUGACAUCAUGGUGGAUAGCCCUUGGGUGAAGGUGUUCACUGCUCCACAUUUAACAGAACAAGAGCUGGGUGGAAGCCAUGUGGAUUUCAGCGGAUCAGGACAUAUCUCAGGGUCUGGGAUGAGCAUUGAUGUCUCUGGGAUGAGCGGUGAUAUCUCUGGGAUGAGUGGUGAUAUAUCUGAAGUUAGCGGUGUCCACAGUGGCUCUGGGAGUGGUUUAGAGUUUUCUGGUCUGACAUUUUUGGAAUCGGGCUUCAUUGAUCUCACAGAACAACCUCAUGAGCAGGAAGCGUCUGGACUUUUGCUGUUUGGGUCUGGUGAGGGAAGUGUAUUUACAUCUGGAGUCUAUGCCAUUGAAUCAGGGGAAAGAUCAGGGGAAUCAUCUAGCAGUGAUAUCAUCUUCUCCAAUAAUGGCAUGGUGGAAAUGUCCAACAAGCCCUUCCAAGGCAUGGAGCUAGGAAGGGGGGAGGUGGAGUACAGUGGCACCAUCAGGUUGUCCUCAGGGAGUGGAGACGACCAAAGUGCCUUUGCUAGUGGACAAGAACAUGAAUGGAUCCCAGUUACGGAAGAUAUGCCAACAGUGAACUUCAGUGAUGCUCCCUCAGAUGUACUAUCUGCUCAAGGGCCAUCUGGCCUGUACAGUGAUGCUUCAGGACCUCCAUUGCCUCCAUUGUCAGAACCAGAGGGAAUCAAGAGUAAACUUGACACUGUUACUUCUGCAGCUUUGUCUUCUACCACAGAACCUACUUCUAUACAGAGCCCUUCUGUCAUGGAAGGACUUGUUGUGAAUGCUUCUCUUAACCCAUGUGAACCAAACCGUUGUGGAGCUGGGGUGUGUUCGGUGAAGGAUGGGGUGGGCAUUUGUCACUGCCCACCUGGACUGCAUGGAGAAGAGUGCCAGUUUGAGGUUGAUGUUUGCCAUUCAAACCCUUGCGCCAAUGGAGCCACCUGUGUGGAGGUGGAGGACACUUUCAAAUGCUUAUGUCUGCCCAGCUACGAAGGAGACCACUGUGAGAUUGGUAUGAGGCUGCUUCAACUAAUUCUACUAACGGUCUUUCAAAAACAACCUUAAGGUGACACACAGCUCUAGAUGUUGCUGUAGUGGAACGAAAGUCCCUGGAAACGUAUUUGUGUGUCGAGUAGGGAUUGGUGAGGGUUUUUUUCCCCUGUGUGUGUGUGAGAGAGAGUUUUGUCUGUCAAU